Molecule: messenger RNA, 2017 nt
Organism: Medicago truncatula (barrel medic)
Lineage: Eukaryota; Viridiplantae; Streptophyta; Magnoliopsida; Fabales; Fabaceae
Product: beta-glucosidase BoGH3B
Exons: 9
Coding region: 33-1895 (620 amino acids)
Biological process (GO): glucan catabolic process
Molecular function (GO): beta-glucosidase activity
Source: RefSeq, a predicted model, not a curated record
ACCGCAGUUGUUGUCGCGGACUUUAUCUAUAGAUGUCCUUCUUUAACUUCUCCAACCAAAGAACUCCCAAGUCCAAAGAAGCCAUGGAUUCCUUAUACAAGAAUCCCAACGAACCCAUUGAAGCUCGUAUCAAGGACCUUCUUUCACGCAUGACUCUCAACGAGAAGAUUGGUCAAAUGAUCCAAAUUGAACGCACUGUUGCUACUCCUUCUGUCAUCAAAGACCUCUCCAUUGGAAGCAUACUAAGUUCUGGAGGCAGUACCCCAUUUGAUAAUGCUCUGUCAUCAGAUUGGGCUGAUAUGGUAGAUGGCUAUCAAAAAUCAGCUCUAGAGUCUAGACUUGGGAUACCUCUCAUAUAUGGAAUUGAUGCAGUUCAUGGUAAUAAUAGUGUCUAUGGUGCUACCAUAUUUCCUCACAAUGUUGGCCUUGGAGCUACUAGAGAUGCUGAUUUAGUUAGAAGAAUUGGAGCUGCAACGGCGCUUGAAGUUAAAGCAAGCGGAAUUCACUAUAACUUUGCUCCUUGUGUCGCGGUAUGCAAAGAUCCUAGGUGGGGAAGAUGCUAUGAGUGUUAUAGUGAAGACACUGAAAUAGUCCGAAAGAUGACUUCCAUCGUUUCUGGUUUGCAAGGUCAGCCGCCACAAGGACAUAAACAUGGAUACCCAUUUGUGGCUGGAAGGGAAAAUGUUAUUGCAUGUGCCAAGCAUUUUGUUGGUGAUGGAGGUACUCAUAAGGGUGUGAAUGAAGGAGAUACUAUAUUGUCUUAUGAAGACUUGGAGAAAAUACACAUGGCACCUUAUUUAGACUGCAUUUCCCAGGGAGUUUCAACCAUUAUGGCGUCCUAUACUAGCUGGAAUGGGCGCAAACUUCAUGCCGACCAUUUUCUUUUAACCGAAAUCUUGAAAGAAAAACUAGGUUUUAAGGGUUUUGUGAUUUCCGACUGGGAGGGGCUCGACCGACUUUGUAAACCUCACGGGUCAGAUUAUCGGUACUGCAUCUCCUCUGCCGUCAAUGCUGGAAUUGACAUGGUGAUGGUGGCUGUCAGGUACAAACUAUUCAUCGAAGAAUUGACCUCUUUAAUUGAAUCAGGUGAAGUGCCAAUGAGCAGAAUCGAUGAUGCUGUUGAGCGAAUUUUGAGAGUAAAGUUUGCUGCUGGUCUAUUUGAAUUUCCAUUAAGUGACAGAUCUUUGCUAGAUAUAGUUGGUUGCAAGCCACAUAGAGAUCUUGCACGGGAAGCAGUUCGAAAGUCGUUGGUUUUGUUGAAAAAUGGAAAAGAUAUUAGUGAACCUUUUCUUCCAUUGAACAAGAAUGCUAAGAGAAUUCUUGUUACCGGAACUCAUGCUGAUAAUCUUGGAUUUCAAUGUGGAGGUUGGACUAAAACUUGGUAUGGUGCUAGUGGGAGGAUCACAGUUGGUUCAACAAUCUUGGAUGCUGUUAAAGCAGCCGUCGGAGCUGAAACACAGGUUAUUUACGAGAAAUAUCCAUCACAGGACACCAUAGAACGUAACGAGUUCUCAUUUGCAAUUGUAGCCGUUGGUGAAGCUCCUUAUGCCGAGUCAUUGGGCGACAAUUCAGAGCUCACAAUCCCUUUCCGUGGAACUGAUAUUAUAAGCUUAGUUGCCGACAAAUUUCCAACAUUGGUUAUUUUGAUAUCUGGUAGGCCGUUAGUUUUAGAGCCACGGCUUUUGGUAAAGAUAGAUGCUCUUGUUGCUGCUUGGUUGCCAGGUAGUGAAGGAGAUGGAAUCACAGAUGUAAUCUUUGGUAGCCAUGACUUCAAAGGUCAACUCCCAGUCACUUGGUUUCGAAGCGUUGAACAGCUUGAUCAACCAAGGGAUAGAGUUGCCGCAUGUGAACCUUUGUUUCCUCUUGGUUUUGGGCUAAACUACAUUAAUAAGUGAAUAUGUGCUAUAGCAUAUACGACACAGAAACAUAGACAUUAACAGUAAUUUGAGAAAAUAAAAAUGAUUGAAUAUAACUACAUGUGGCAGACACUACAUAGCAAUAGAAAUGGUCAAACAUA